Pseudomassariella vexata is the source of this 1758-nucleotide messenger RNA. RefSeq lists its product as uncharacterized. Gene Ontology annotation, molecular function: crossover junction DNA endonuclease activity; DNA binding; 3'-flap endonuclease activity. The transcript is spliced from 2 exons. Gene Ontology annotation, cellular component: Holliday junction resolvase complex; nucleus. The record is from RefSeq and is a predicted model, not a curated record. The coding region runs from base 1 to 1758 and encodes 585 amino acids. Gene Ontology annotation, biological process: DNA catabolic process; resolution of meiotic recombination intermediates; mitotic intra-S DNA damage checkpoint signaling. Lineage: Eukaryota; Fungi; Ascomycota; Sordariomycetes; Amphisphaeriales; Pseudomassariaceae.
AUGCCUUCACAGGGUUCCGAGGAGCACAUCCGAAACGCCCUCUAUCUGCAAUGGCUCAAGGAAUGGGAGGACCAGGCUCGGCAACACAAUAGCAAAGGCGUGACUGUUUACAGACGUGCCUAUCAUGCCCUCAAGGCUUGCCCUAUUACCUUUACGCAUCCACAUCAGUUGCAGCAACUCAAGGGCUUCGGGGAGACCUUGUGCAAGCGGCUCACCCACAACCUUGAGAAGCAUUGCGAGGAGAAUGGCUUGCCCAUGCCCCUGAAAAGAAAGCUGAAAUUGCCUGGCCAGCCUGACGACGACGAUAAUGGCGAUGCCGAAGCGAGGCCCGCCAAAAAACCGCGAAAGACCAAGCCCUAUGUUCCGGCUUACCGGUCAGGGGCGUAUGGUUUGGUCAUGGGGUUGGCUAGAGCUGGAAGCUCGGGAGGACUGACCAAGGAUAAACUAAUUGAGGCAGCCCAGCCUCAUUGCGACGCCUCUUAUACUGCACCUAGCGACCCAACCAGUUUCUACACUGCCUGGAAUUCCAUGAAAACUCUGCUACAGAAAGAUGUGGUCGAUGAACGAGGACGGCCUACAAGAAAGUACUCUCUGACGGAUGAGGGAUGGGAAGUCGCCAGCAGGAUCCAGCAAACCCUUAACCCAGAUGCUGCCCCCCUUGCCCCUCUUGGAAGGUCGGGGUCCGCAGCUCAGGUGGCUCAGAGCGCUGUAUCCGAUUUAAUGCCAGCCGAGAGAUCGCAUUCCAUAGAAGUUGAGCCAUCGCUGCCGCCGGCAUUCGCAUACGCUGAUGUAGUGCCUGAUGGGAAUACAGCAUCUACCGAGCUGGCCAUCCCAAGUUUCCGGCCCCAGAGCCUACCACCCGGGAGCUUCACGGUUCACCUGGUACUGGAUAAUCGAGAAGUUCGAGCCAAGACGGACCGUGACUACAUGCAAAUCGAACUCGCAAAGAAGGGGGUCACGCCCAUCGUGCGUCCACUCGAGGUCGGCGAUGCAUUGUGGGUGGCCAAGUGUCAUGAUCCCAAUUUUCUCCGAAGAAUAGGAGCCGAAGGAGAUGAACUCGUCCUUGAUUGGAUUGUCGAAAGAAAGAGGCUUGAUGACUUGAUCGGUAGUAUCAAGGACGGGCGAUUCCAUGAGCAAAAGUUUCGCCUCAAGAGGUCCGGGGUCAAGAAUGUCAUCUACAUUGUGGAAGAGAUGGCAAUUGAUCCAUCCAACAAAGAGAGAUACGAUGAGAUGGUGCGGUCUGCCAUGGCGUCUACUCAGGUGGUUAAUGGCUAUUUCCUGAAGCAAACCCAAAAAAUGGACGACACCAUCCGUUAUCUCACCCGCAUGACGUUGCUCCUGAACAAACAAUAUGAGAGCAAGUCUUUGCUGGUAAUACCGACCGAAGUCCUGACGGCACGAAACUAUCUGCCCCUGCUGGAGGAUCUGCGCCAAAAGAAGCCGGAAACUGGGCACUACAUCAGCUACGACGCGUUUGCUUCGCUGGCGUCCAAGUCUGAUAUGAUGACGCUCCGAGACGUCUUCCUGAAAAUGCUCAUGUGCACAAAACAAGUCACUGGCGAGACAGCCAUCGAGAUACAAAAGCGCUGGAAAACCCCGAAUGAAUUCGUUAAGGCCUUCGACCGGCUGGGGCCUGGUGCAGAGGGCAACAAACAGAAGCGGGAGAUAGUGUUUGGCGAGAUGGGGAACUUGUACGGAAGGAGAAAGGUUGCAAAAGCCCUCAGCCACAAGAUUGCAGAGAUAUGGGGAGAUGCAUGA